ACUGGGGGACUUGAGGAUUAUUAGGGGUGUACCCAGGAGAUCUCUUCCCAUUAGAUGCCCAGGUAACAGAUCCAAGUGGGUUCUCCUUCCGGGAGUUCUUUCACUUUCGGAAGAUUUCGGUGCUUGUGAGUGCCAUCCCCAUUACAGGCAUGAGACAUGGCGUCUGUCAAGGUGGCAGUGCGAGUCCGGCCGAUGAACCGCAGGGAGAAGGAUCUGGAGGCUAAAUUUAUUAUUGAAAUGGAAGGCAAGAAAACAACAAUUACCAAUAUGAAGUUGCCAGACGGGAUAAGCGGGGACUCUGGGAGAGAACGGACCAAAACCUUUACCUACGACUUUUCCUACUUCUCAGCAGACCCAAAAAAUGGCAACUACAUAUCUCAAGAAUGGGUUUUUAAGGAUCUCGGCACAGACGUUCUCACGUCAGCAUUUGAAGGGUACAAUGCCUGUGUCUUUGCCUAUGGACAGACUGGCUCUGGAAAAUCAUAUACUAUGAUGGGAAAUCCGGGUGAUUCUGGUCUAAUACCCCGGAUUUGUGAAGGAUUGUUCAGUAGGAUUGCUGAAGUUACGAGGAGGGGCGAUGCAUCAUUUCGUACAGAAGUCAGCUACCUAGAAAUUUACAACGAGAGAGUGAGAGAUCUGCUGCGAAGAAAGUCAUCGAAAACCUUUAAUUUACGAGUUAGAGAGCAUCCCAAAGAAGGUCCUUAUGUUGAAGACUUGUCAAAGCACUUAGUUCAGAAUUACAGUGACGUGGAGGAGUUAAUGGAUGCCGGGAACAUUAACAGAACCACAGCUGCCACCGGAAUGAAUGAUGUGAGCAGCCGAUCGCACGCCAUCUUUACCAUCAACUUCACUCAGGCUAAGUUUGAUGCUGAGAUGCCUUGUGAGACGGUAAGCAAGAUUCAUUUAGUGGAUCUGGCUGGAAGUGAGAGAGCCGAUGCCACCGGUGCAACUGGCGUGCGACUUAAAGAAGGAGGAAACAUUAAUAAAUCUCUUGUAACUCUGGGAAAUGUCAUUUCUGCCUUAGCUGAUUUAUCUCAGGACGCAACCAACCAUCUUGCGAAGAAAAAGCAAGUGUUCGUGCCUUACCGGGAUUCUGUUCUGACUUGGCUGUUAAAAGAUAGCCUGGGAGGAAACUCUAAAACUAUAAUGAUUGCCACUAUUUCGCCUGCUGAUAUCAAUUAUGGAGAAACCUUAAGUACACUUCGCUAUGCAAAUAGAGCCAAGAACAUUAUCAACAAGCCCACCAUUAAUGAGGAUACUAAUGUCAAGCUAAUCCGCGAGCUUCGAGCAGAAAUAGCUCGCUUGAAAGCCUUGCUAGCUCAGGGGAAUCAGAUUGCACUCUUGGAUUCACCAACGGCUUUAAGUAUGGAAGAAAAACUGCAGCAGAAUGAAGCCCGUGUAGAAGCGUUGACGAAGGAAUGGACCAAUAAGUGGAAUGAAACCCAGAACAUAUUAAAGGAGCAAACUCUGGCUCUCCGGAAAGAGGGGAUUGGUGUCGUGUUGGAUUCUGAGCUGCCUCAUCUCAUUGGCAUUGAUGACGAUCUUCUAAGCACCGGCAUUAUAUUGUAUCACUUGAAGGAGGGCCGCACAUAUGUGGGAAGGGAAGAUGCUGCAUCAGAACAGGACAUAGUUCUGCAUGGGCUCGAUUUGGAAAGUGAGCAUUGUAUCUUUGAAAAUCUCAAUGGCAGAGUAACCUUAAUACCACUGAAUGAAGCACAGUGCUCUGUAAAUGGAAUCCAAAUUUUAGAGCCUUCUCAGCUGAACCAAGGGGCUGUCAUCCUCUUUGGUAGGACCAACAUGUUUCGCUUUAAUCAUCCAAAAGAAGCAGCCAAAUUAAGAGAAAAAAGGAAGAGUGGCCUUCUGUCCUCUUUCAGUUUAUCAAUGACAGAUCUGUCAAAAUCAUGUGAAAAUCUCUCAGCGGUAAUGCUUUACAAUCCCGGACUGGAAUUUGAAAGACAACAACGAGAAGAGCUUGAAAAACUGGAACAUAAGAGGAAAAUGAUAAAGGAAAUGGAAGAGAAGCAGCAAUCAGAAAAGGUUGAAUUAGAGAAAAUGCAGCAAGAAGUAGAAUCUCAGCGUAAAGAAACAGAGAUUGUCCAGCUACAUAUACGUAAACAAGAAGAAAGCCUAAAGAGGAGAAGUUUGGAUAUUGAAACCAGACUGAAAGACUUGCUGGCUGAAAAGGAAAAAUUUGAAGAAGAAAGGAUGAGAGAACAGCAUGAGAUAGAACGGCAAAAGAAAAAGCAGGAAGAAGAGGGUUUUGUCAAGGUCCAGCAAGAACUUCAGAGGCUUCAAGAGCUGCAUAGUACUGAAAAAGCAGAGAAAUUGGAAAUCUUUAAAGAACUGGAAAAACUUACAAAAGAAAAGGAUGACCAGUACAUGAAACUAGAGCUGGAGAUGAGAAGGCUGGAAGAACAGGAGAGAGAACAGAUGAAGAUUGUAUUUCGCCUUGAAGAACAGCUUCGAGAAAAACAGGAGAUGAUCCAGCUUCUAAAACAGGGGGAUUUCUUGAGAUUAGAAGAGGAAGUCCGAGUUCUUGAAGAUGUAAGAGAAGAUCUUCUACGUGCUAAGGAAUGUAGGUCAGAAGGUGAAGAAGAUCCAGAAGAGGCUGAGAAAGCAAUAAAUACAUUUUCAGAAUUUAAGAAAAUCCAGGUAGAACAGUUGGCUAGUUUGGUGGGUGACUUAAAUCAACAAAAAGAUCGAUUGGAGAAGGAAAUAAUUGCUGAUCGGGACAUUCUUAGUAGAUUAAAUCUCCCGAAUGUUGAUAAUAAGAAAGAAGAUGAUUGUUCUCUGACCUCAACCCCGAUAACAGAAGAUGGAGACACAAUAAAGCAAAUGGAAUACCGACUGCACUGUAAGGAGAGACAACUUGGGUACAUAAAGCACAGCCAACUGCCGGCAUUGCUAGAUGAAAAGCAGAGAGCGUCAGAGAUUCUGGACAGUGGUCUGCUAGGGUUAGACAAAACUUUGUAUCAGAUUGAGAAAGAGAUUGAAGAAAAGGCUGAUCAGCUCACACAAUUUCGGGCCACCAGUGACCAACUACAACAGCUACAGGAAACAUUUGAGUUUACUGCAAACAUAGCUCGCCAGGAAGAGAAAGUUAGGAAAAAGGAGAAAGAGAUACUGGAAUCAAGGGAGAAGCAGCACAAAGAAGCCUUGGAGCAAGCAGUUGCUAAACUGGAACGUAGACAUUCUGCUCUUCAGAGACAUUCCACAAUAGAUGUUGAAAUAGAAGAGCAAAAGCGUAAACUUGCUGCAAUGGACAGCAGCCAGGAACAGGCUGGUCUUCAGGCCAGUUUAGAAGCUGAACAGAAAGCUUUGGAACAAGACAGAGAGCGGUUGUCUCAUGAAAUCCAGCAGCUAAAGCAGAAGAUUCAAGUGACUGCUGAUCCACUUUCAAAAAACCUGUCGGGAGCCCAGGAAGAAAAGCCCCCCCACGCCACCACUCCAGCAAGCCCGGUAAAAUCUCAGCCACAUUUUCUUCAGCUGACUGAUGACAGAAUACAUGCAUAUAUUGAAGAAGAAGUACAGAGACGGCUGCAAAAUAUAAAUUUGCCUUCCGAUGACCUCAGCAGCUUGAAUCUGUCUUAUUCUUCUGAAACUGGAAAGGGAAAAGACAAUUUUCUGAACAGCAUUACACAGAGAAAAAUAAAGUAUGAGCUAUGUCGAGACUUAGCAAAAAUGCUGAUGCCUGAAUUGAACUACACCAGAUUCAUCAGUCAUCCAUUGCUGAGUAUGGAUCUGAUGGAACUGUCAACUGACUGGGAUGCCAAUGUGUCUGACGUUAUCUGCUCUAAUGGCUUUAAACUGACUUGUAAUUUCAAAAAUGCAUUAGCAGACAUGGUCUAUCUACUUCAUGAGAACACCAACGGCAUAAAGCCGCCAUUAGGAGAUUUGCGCUUGUUGAUGUACACAGCAGUGAAAGUUGAAACGGUGAAUGCACAGAGUGUAUAUACAUGGCUAGCGCUUACAAACACAUCUGUUGCACUUGUACAUGAUGAAGCAUUGCCUCCAGGCUUGUGGGUCACCUAUUCUUCAUCAUCAACUUUUAAACAAAUAAAUCUGCACAGCCUGAGUGAUGUCAGAUGCAUUAUUUUAACAGACAGGGACAAUGUAACCAAAAUGACUCUCGUUUUCUCAAGCUGUGACAGUGAUCCUUCCUUCGCUGUCGAAGAUGAUGAUUUAAUUUCAAAAUUGGUCUCGCGGUCACUAGGUGUGAAUCCAGAUGAUCUUGCAGAUCCUGUGAAAAUAACUAUUCCUCGCUACGUUCUCUGUGGACAAGGCAAAGAUGAGCACUAUGAGUUUGAAAUAAAGAUCACCGUCUUGGAGGAAACAUGGACCGUGUUCAGACGUUACAGCCGAUUCAGGGAAAUGCAUAAAACAUUUAGAUUAAAGUAUCCAGAGCUUAUUGCCUUAGAAUUUCCUCCGAAGAAGCUCUUUGGAAACAAGGAUGAACGAGUUAUUGCUGAGAGAAGAUCUCAAUUAGAGAAAUACCUGCGGAACUUCUUCUCUGUGAUGCUAAAGUCUCCUACAUCUCCAUUACACAUUGAUAAGGUCAGUUUGACCCUCUCCAAGCACACAAUCUGCGAGUUCUCCCCCUUCUUCAAGAAAGGAGUCUUUGACUACAGCAGCCAUGGAACUGGAUAAGGACUUCUACCAGGAAGAGGAAAAAAAGUGCCUUUAAUGUACAGACUGCAGAUUA
This is a messenger RNA of Nanorana parkeri, 4702 nucleotides long. RefSeq names its product kinesin family member 16B (gene KIF16B). The transcript is spliced from 27 exons. The record is from RefSeq and is a predicted model, not a curated record. Gene Ontology annotation, biological process: microtubule-based movement. The coding region runs from base 157 to 4647 and encodes 1496 amino acids. NCBI's taxonomy places the organism in Eukaryota, Metazoa, Chordata, Amphibia, Anura, Dicroglossidae. Gene Ontology annotation, molecular function: microtubule motor activity; phosphatidylinositol binding; ATP binding.